Oncorhynchus keta (chum salmon) is the source of this 1611-nucleotide messenger RNA. RefSeq names its product ectonucleoside triphosphate diphosphohydrolase 1-like. Gene Ontology annotation, cellular component: plasma membrane. Gene Ontology annotation, biological process: nucleoside diphosphate catabolic process. Lineage: Eukaryota; Metazoa; Chordata; Actinopteri; Salmoniformes; Salmonidae. Gene Ontology annotation, molecular function: UDP phosphatase activity; GDP phosphatase activity. The record is from RefSeq and is a predicted model, not a curated record.
AUGGAGAAAAAGGGUGUGCCCAGGAAAGAAACGAAAGGAAAGAACGCUUGGUAUAAGGCUGUGAUCAUCAUCACGGUGCUUGGUAUCACAGCGAUAGUUGCCCUGGUGACAACAGCAGUAUUGCAGAACAAGCCUCUCCUACAGAAGUACAAGUAUGGGAUCGUCCUGGAUGCUGGCUCCUCACAUACAGCAGUGUAUAUCUACGAGUGGCCAGCAGAGAAGGAUAACGACACUGGAAGAGUGCAGCAGACACACUCCUGCAAAGUCCAAGGUGCUGGUAUCUCCAGCUACUCUGUGUUUCCAGGGCAGGCAGGGGCGUCUCUGAAGAGCUGUAUGAAGGAAGCAGAGAGCCUCAUCCCCCUAAGCAGGCACCACGAGACCCCCCUCUACCUGGGGGCCACCGCCGGGAUGAGGCUGCUCAGGAUGGAGAACCAGAGUUUGUCUGAUCAGGUGCUUUGGUCGGUAGAGGAGGUGUUGCGGUCCUCUCCGUUCUCCUAUCAGGGCGCUCGCAUCAUCACAGGCCAGGAGGAGGGAGCCUUCGGCUGGGUCACUGUGAACUACCUGAGUGACCGACUGAAACAGGGCUCAGGGACCACCGGAGCUCUUGACCUGGGCGGAGCCUCCACUCAGAUCAGCUUUGUAGCCAAUCAGGAUGUGGCGGAGGAAUCGGCGGAGAACGCUGUGACCUUCCGUCUGUAUGGAAAUGACUACUUCCUCUACACACACAGUUUCCUGUGAGGAGGGUGGUGUUUCUACCAGUAGGGGAAAGACCAAGCGCUCAAACUGGCGCUUGCUCAGCAGACUCAGUCUGGGGACAGCUCAGUGCUGGACCCGUGUUUCCACCCAGGUUAUAGUGUUGAUCGAAGCUACUUUAGCGUGUACUCCAGCCCUUGCGUCAUGGCUGGGAAACCCCUCAUCUCCAGGGACAGUUUCACUCACGUAGGAACAGGAAACGCAUCAUUGUGCCAGGAAGUAGUCAGACGAAUCUUCAACUUCAGUAGCUGCAGCUUCAGUCGCUGUUCUUUCAACAGGAUCUACCAGCCACCACUACAGGGGCCAUUUGGGGCAUUCUCAGCAUUCUACUUUGUGAUGAACUUUCUGAACUUGACAUCAGGCUCUCUGGAAAGCAGCAGGGAGAAGCUGGAGCGCUACUGUUCUAGACCCUGGACCCAGAUCAAACAGCAGCACCCUGAUGUGAAGGAGAAGUAUCUGGCAGAGUAUUGUUUCUCUGGGAGCUACAUCCUGUCUCUACUGACUGACGGGUACAACUUCACCUCAGACACAUGGACAGACAUCACGUUCAUCAAGAAGAUUUCAGGUAGUGAUGCAGGUUGGACGUUGGGCUACAUGCUGAAUCUGACCAAUAUGAUUCCAGCCGAGGCUCCAGACACUCCUCCUCUUCCUCACGCCGGCUACGUCACCCUCCUCUUCUUCAUCUCUCUUCUCCUCUUCUUCCUCCUCUUCCUCUGUUUCCGAUUCCUGUGGCCGCGCCGCAACUCCCAGACACAGAUGAUAUAGACACGCUGGACACCAUAAGGACACUGUGUGUGUGUGUGUGUGUGUGUGUGUGUGUGUGUGUGUGUGUGUGUGUGUGUGUGUGUGUGUUGUGUG